This is a messenger RNA of Trichomonas vaginalis G3, 843 nucleotides long. RefSeq lists its product as uncharacterized. The transcript has a single exon. NCBI's taxonomy places the organism in Eukaryota, Parabasalia, Trichomonadida, Trichomonadidae. The record is from RefSeq and is a predicted model, not a curated record. The coding region runs from base 1 to 843 and encodes 280 amino acids.
AUGAGUUCUAAAGUCGAAUUAUUGAUCACACUUGUUAAUAAAGGGGAAGAGAGUCAGCAAGAAAAUGCUCUAAAUAUAUAUAAUGAGCUCAUGGAAGACCCUGUUUCGUUCUAUUUUCAACUAGAAGAAAUUUUACGAUCAAAUAAAAACUCGUUAGUAAAGUAUCAAGCAUGUAACUUUAUGGAAAUCAUUCUUAGAACCAAGAUCGAUCAAUUUUCUCAAGAACAACUAGACCACUUAAGACAAGGAAUACCAGAUUUAUGUGAAAAACUCGAAAACGAUGACUUCAAGCAUUUCACAAUUAUUCCGAUGCGCCUUCUCAAAGGAUGUGAUCAGGAAUGGAGAGAUUUUUACGCAAAAACAACAGGUAAAUCUUAUUCUCUAGAACUCGCAAUCCAAAUGCAUGACCACUUAGAUAAAGAUGUCAUGCAACAGCCAAUUGUAAAUGAUACGAAAUUUGCCUUCAGUUAUAAAGAUCAACUCUGCAAUUCACCAAACAAAAUAGCGCCUAUCGUUUUUUGCAAAUUAAUUGGUUUAUACGCUUCGCUUUAUCCAGACCGUGCAGAAGAUAUCGUAGAUCAUCUCCCAAAGAUAUUGGAAAUGGCAAAGAAUUCAAGACAAUACGAUUAUUACCUUUUCAAUAUAUUUUGGAACCAACUUGGAAUUAUUUUCUCGGAGAUUGCCGCACAGAUUCCGAUAUUUUAUGACUUCGCAAACGUUGCUUUCGAAUAUUCAUCGGAUGAAUCUCUCAAUUUAUACUACAGACUUGUUCCCUUGUUCAUGUUUGGUAAGACUGUUAGAGAUAUUUCUAUGAUCUUGGUCUUAAAAUCACGAACAGUUUAA